Molecule: messenger RNA, 1374 nt
Organism: Cotesia congregata
Lineage: Eukaryota; Metazoa; Arthropoda; Insecta; Hymenoptera; Braconidae
Source: the annotation of a GenBank genome assembly
AUGGGAUUAUUAGCUUCACCUGUAUUCGAUAAGUCGAUAAGACAGGACUUGAUCACAACAUUUGAAAUAUUUUACCAUGAUCAACAAACACUUACUUUCCAAAGAUUCAAAGAGACAAUAGAGUCUGUAACUCAGCAUGCUCUAAGGGAUUUUGAUUCAAUCAAAGACAGUAAUUACAGAGGAUCGUACACUUGUGACUCGCAGGAGUGGAAAGAAGGAGAAAAUUUCAUCCGUGUUAAAAAUUACAUCUCGGUGCAGUUUGACAAAGGUUACUGGGUGGAUUAUGUUCACGAUCUUAAAGCUGUUGCCAAAUCAAAAGAAUACGAUUGUCCGAAUGGUUGGGCCGAAUAUAAAGCUGUACCUGGAGCUGAUUAUGACACAAAAACUGAAUUGUGUACAAGUGUAAUUUUCCUAACCACACCACCAUAUUUUGACAUCGAUAAGCCAUUUAGUCCUACUCUGGCCAACCCUUACUCUGUAGAGUACAGAGAAUUUGAGAGGCCUCGGGCUCGAGUUUGGGAAUCAAGAAGAUGUGUGCUUGGAUCAACGAAUUACUUCUUUGGGAUUUGUAAAAACGAUCACAAUUCGGAUACUGAUUUAAGUAUCCGUAAGCUGAGUUUAAGAGUACAAUCAUGUGACACCAGCAAAAAUGAAGUUGUGACGGAUGCUCGAUUCCAUGAACAAGACCAUAAGAUCCACAUCAAGCUUCGAUGUGGUGUACUUAAGGACGGUACAAUUGAUCCACAUACUUUAAGAUGGACUGAAGACAAUGAACGCUUCUCAGAGAUCAAACCUCGAGAAUAUGUUGUGUUGAGUUCAAAGUUGAAAUCCUUCAAUCUCGACAAUGUUGUGGUUCCUAACGGGGUAUUAGUCACAGGAGCUGGGUUCAAAGUAGUUGAUGAUCAUUUUAUUUCGUUGGUGGUCAAAGGAAAUAAGAUCAAUAAUUACAAUCAUGGAAACACAUUUGGUGCUGAUGAUUUAUACCCGGCUCCGAAGUCUGGAAAACCAAGGAAAGGCAUAGACCUCAGUUUUAUUGAAAGACCGCCGAGAAUCAUGGGUCAAACUCACGAAAUGAGUAAAUCAGGAGAAAAUUACAUCAAUUUAACUCUCUCCAAAUGGUCUAAUGAGUAUAAUAAUAAUGCAAUAGUGCCAUAUUUCGACAUGACUUCAUAUGGGCCGAAAUAUGGGCUUCCUUCAGUGGUAACACCCCUGGGUGGACUUGGAUUGUUCUACAAGAGUUUGCCAGGUUACACUGGAUUCUUGGCCUUCAAACGUCUUUCUCCAACAUACGUUUACUACGUUGACAACGAAGUGACAGUUAACUCAGCUCUAAGGACAGCUGGAAAGCGACACAAUGGAUGGAACUAUAGAUAA